CUUAAAAAUACUAGCAAUUAUUGACAAACAAGUAUAAAAAAAACAUCAAUUAUAUAAAAAAAAAACUCAAUAGAGUGUUAUAUAAUAAAUAUAAGAAAAAUGGGAACAGAUUGGGCGCCAUCAGUGAUCGCUGUUGGAUUGUUCAUAUUAUUAUCGCCAGGAUUGUUAUUCCAGUUGCCAUCAAGAACAAGAUUUUGCGAAUUCGGAAAUAUGUACACAAGCGGCAUUGCAGUACUUGUUCAUGCCAUAUUGUACUUUUGUAUAUUUACACUUUUAACUGUCGCCUUUAAUCUUCACAUAUGGUCCGAUUUUUCAUUCCCUCCUAUUAAGAUUUAGUAUGUAUAUUUUUUAUUUUGUUUAUUUUUCAUAUACUACUAUGAUUCAUAGGUAAUUGUUAAAAGUGUUUAAUUAUGUUUUAUGAAUUAGUGUUGAUUAUGUUUGUACUCCUAUAAGCUUCAUUUGGGAUUUUUGAAAUGGUGGUUUUAUUGGAUUUUGAUUUAAUUAUUUAUAGGUAGUAAGUGAAUUUUUACUUAUUAAUAUUAUCCCCUAUAAGUUUUACAAA
This is a messenger RNA of Solanum pennellii, 562 nucleotides long. RefSeq lists its product as uncharacterized. NCBI's taxonomy places the organism in Eukaryota, Viridiplantae, Streptophyta, Magnoliopsida, Solanales, Solanaceae. The record is from RefSeq and is a predicted model, not a curated record. The transcript has a single exon. Bases 100 to 336 code for a protein of 78 amino acids.